Molecule: messenger RNA, 837 nt
Organism: Cydia amplana
Lineage: Eukaryota; Metazoa; Arthropoda; Insecta; Lepidoptera; Tortricidae
Product: juvenile hormone epoxide hydrolase-like
Exons: 5
Coding region: 1-837 (278 amino acids)
Biological process (GO): epoxide metabolic process
Molecular function (GO): epoxide hydrolase activity
Source: RefSeq, a predicted model, not a curated record
AUGGUCUCAAGCCCGUUGGCAGGAUUAUUGCAGACGGUUGUCGACGCCUUCCCGGUGCUCUGCGAUAUCUUCUUCAGUGUUUUUAGAAAAGUGAACGAGACCGCAUUUGAAACGGUGCUAUCGGCGGCGCUCACACUGGCGGACCUGGCCUUCCCCGCGCAGCCCCCGCCCCGCGUCCCUGAGCCCUGGUGGGGGGAGCAUGCCAGCCAUGACACCAGGGUCAGGAGGUUCACUUUGCACUUCUCAGACGAGAUGAUAACAGACCUACGGCACCGCAUCCACAACCGCCGGAACCUGACGCAUCCCCUCCACAACGCAGGCAACACCUACGGCUCCCACGCUGGGUAUCUCUCGCACUUCCUUGACUACUGGGCUGACGGGUACGACUUCGGGGCGAGGGAGGACUGGCUGAACAGCUUCCCGCAGAGGAUUACGAAUAUUCAGGGACUAGACAUCCACUUCAUCCACGCGAGAGCUCCCAACCCUCACCGGAAGAAGGUACUGCCGCUGCUGAUGCUGCACGGCUUCCCAGUCACCGCCUUCGAGUUCGUCUACGUCAUCCAAUAUCUGAUGGAAGAAAGAGACGACUGCGACUUUGUGUUUGAGAUAAUCGUUCCACACUUGCCGGGAUAUGGGUAUUCAGAGGCGACAUACAAGAUCGGCAUGGCUCCGUACCAAAUGGGCGUCAUCAUGAAGAACCUGAUGCUGCGCCUGGGCAAGCCUCAGUUCUACAUCCACGCUGGGGACGUGGGACAGGCGGUUGGAGACGCCAUCGCUGUACUCUUCCCUGAGAGGGUACUCGGGUUGCAUACUAACUUCCCAUUCAGGUAUGGAUAA